AGCAAUUGAAGGAUAAGGGAGUGACUUUCCCUGUGGUCACUGCACGCCCUCAGCGCAUUCCCCAGCUCCUCCCCUUCCAAUCCGUUACUGGAGAAGCUUAUAGAGGAGCAGGCCGCAUCUACCUUACCAGACCUCCCCCGGACCAGCGCCCGGAGGUCGUUGCCAUGCCUGCGGACUUCCUCGCCGGACCUAACGCCCAGGGUCGGCGGACCACGCCGCAUGUUAGAUUCAUCAUGCCCGGCGGUAGGGAUGCUGGUGGUGCUGGUGAUGGCCAGGGUAAUCAUGGGCACCACCGGCAUGCACAUGGUCAAAUCCACCGCGGCGGUCACCACCACCAGCGGCAGCGUGAGGGGGAGGAGGCGGCGGCAGAGGCAUGGAUGGGGGCGCUGGAUGGAGACGGAGAUCCCAAGGAGGUGUUUACCAUGGCUCGAAACACUGCUGACCUGCUCACCACCAUGCUGACGUCAGCACCUGCGAAAGAGGCAAUCAAGGAUGAGGCUGUGGUGUCCCUGGCAGCACAGUGCAGAGCGGGCAAGCGGCGCCUGCAGAGGCUGCUGCAGCAAGAAGCCGUGCUGGCAGACGACUCCCUCCUGUUCGACGGUCUCUCUGCUGUUGAUGACGUGGAUGCUGCCCUUGCCAGGCUGGCCGCCAUGCGGGAUGAGGUGAAGGGGGCGCGGGGGAAGAAGCCACACAGGAAGGGAAGGGGGAGGGGGGGAAGUGGGGGGGAGGAGGGGAAUGCUGGGGAAAGUGGGGAAGGGUUGGGGGUGGGAGGUGGGGAGGGAACCGGGAGUGGAGUGGAAGGGAGAGAGACGAUAGAGGAGGGUGAGGAGGAAGGGUACGAAAGCGAGGAGGAGGAGGAUGAGGAGGGGGAGGUGCUGGAGAUGGGGAGAGGUCUUUGCUCCAUAGAAGGGGAUGAGGAGGGUAGGGAUAAGGAGGAAAGCCAAGUGCAUGGGGGGGAAGUGAAGGAUGAGGAGAGUGCAUCAGCAAGAGAGGGUGGUGUGGUGGGCGGUCAGGUUGGGAUUGAAACAGCAGCAUUGGAAGGGGAGGCCAAGGAGGAGACGGGUGCAAGUAACCUUGCUCAUGCAGCUGCUGCUGCUGGUGCCGGUGGAGGGACAGAGGAGACAGAAGGGAACAGGGCAAACGAAGUGUUUUGAACUACUGGUAAUGUCCUUGAUUCUGUUUUUUGGGUUGCAGAGCAACCAAUUGUGAUCGAUCGGACAAGGUUUUUUUUUUUUUUUUUUUUUUUUUUUUUUUUUUUUUUUUUAACGUGAUAAAAUAUAUUCUAAGUGGGGGAAAACUACAAAUUCAUUUAAACCGACAAAUUGUAUGCAUAGAUUGAUUGUUGCCUGACUAUCUAGAAUGGUUGUUGGAAAGAUGUAAAUUGUAGUGUAAUAUAGAAACCAACUAAAC
This is a messenger RNA of Closterium sp. NIES-67, 1410 nucleotides long. The record is from the annotation of a GenBank genome assembly. Lineage: Eukaryota; Viridiplantae; Streptophyta; Zygnematophyceae; Desmidiales; Closteriaceae.